CCGCACGCCUCUCGCUGAUCGCGUCGAUCGCGACGAAUUCGCACGACGCCGUCCGUCGGGAGAUCCUGCUGCUGGUGCGGGACUUUAGCUAGUCGCGAACCCCAGCCAGUGAACUUCAGUUCAAGCCGUGCGUUUGUCCGAGCAGGUCGUCUUCUCUGUCUCUCUCUCUCUCCCCGCGCGUGUGCGUCAGUUUGCGCAAUCUUCACCGCCACGAUUCGAUCAAGCCCCAAGCCAAGUGGAAGUGCGCGAGUGCGUCGUUGUUUCGGUUGACCCUCGAGAACCGAUAAUCGAAGUACUUUGCGCGGUUUCUUGGUACCACUAGGUCCAGUGAUUGAGUGAACUGUAAUUUUUGGUUUGUUUGUCGGUGCACGAUUGGGAAAGAAUUCCUGUAGAGUGUGUGAAGUUUCGUUUUUGAAAGUGCGUGAGUGGAAGAUUACGCGCAAAGUCUGGAGGAGGACGAGACGGAAAAUAUUGACGCGAAGAAAGUGAGAUUAAGGUUUGAAUUUUUGAUUGUCAACAGUCUAAGUGGCCAAGAGUGAAAAAGGCAAACCUGCUCGGAGCAGCUCUGUGUUAAGUACCCCCUACUCAGAGAAGGUGUCAAGUGUGAAUAGCUGGAAGUGAUUUUUCUUUCAUUCGAUAACACAAAGAAACCCCCCUGUAAUCAUGCCGAAUGCCAGUGCCAUGCAAGAGCUGCACCUGAACGGAAGCGGCCCUACCACCAACGGGGUGAGCAAUGGAGUUAGUAACGGAAAUGGAUACUCGUCGAAUGGCGUCAAUGGGCACACGAAUCACAUGAACGGAAAUGGAACGCUAGUGCCGAUGAAAUGCACCUGCAAGAAUGGAACGAAUGGAACGGUCGCAAACAGCGACAGCAAUAACAAUAAGGGACACGAAAAAUGCACAUUCCACCACGACCUGGAGCUGGACCACAAGCCAUCGACCCGGGAGGAUCUGCUGCCGUACAUGUCCAAAUCGUACCGGAUGCUGCUGAGCAGCUUGGGAGAGGACCCCGAACGACAGGGACUGCUCAAAACGCCAGAGCGAGCUGCCAAAGCGAUGCUGUUCUUCACCAAAGGAUACGACCAAAGCUUGGAAGAGGCCCUCAACGGAGCCGUCUUCGAUGAGGACCACGACGAGAUGGUGGUGGUGAAGGACAUCGAAAUGUUCUCUAUGUGCGAGCAUCAUCUGGUUCCGUUCUACGGCAAGGUGUCGAUCGGUUACCUACCUUGCAAGAAGAUUCUCGGACUCAGCAAACUGGCCAGAAUCGUGGAAAUCUUCUCCCGCCGUCUGCAGGUCCAGGAACGCCUCACCAAACAGAUCGCCGUGGCCGUUACGCAAGCCGUUCAACCCGCCGGUGUGGCCGUCAUAAUUGAGGGAGUGCACAUGUGCAUGGUGAUGCGAGGCGUGCAGAAGAUCAACAGUAAAACCGUCACCUCGACGAUGUUGGGCGUCUUCCGGGACGACCCGAAGACCCGCGAGGAAUUUCUUACGCUGUGUAACAACAAGUAAGGAAGUGGGCGUGAGUUCCGUUAUCGAAUCCCGCUGGACGAGGCGAGGGUAGCGAUAGCGCUCUAGGGAAGCUUUUAUCCGUUUAACUCUACUAUUUAGUGUAUAAUAUGUGUAACCCAGCUCAUAGGUGUCUAAGUCGAACGAAAAUUGGAAACUUUACUCAUCGGAAGUCCAAAUGCGUGUGCGUGUGUAAAAAUGUUAUUUCCUGGAAAAUAUUAAUUGUUGAUGUUGUCAAAAGUGAAUAAAAUCAUAAUCAAAUGUAAUAGCAAGUGAGAUAAAAAGAGAGAUUGGGAACGAGUGAGUUAAUAAAACAAAAAAUAAACUAUAUACAAAAAAUGAAACACAUGAUAGAACAAAGUUUUCCGAAGGGGCCAAGCUCUUGCGAAGUAGCGAUCGCGGAAUCAAUCAUACUCUCAACGAAAAUUGCCAAUAAUUUUAAAAUUUACUUCUUAAUCUUAGGCAUCAAGAAACAUCAUCAUACAAACAAGGGACAUUUUAAAAGCUAGGCGAACGAAAUACGAUUUUAGCGCAACGCAGCAAUAUAAUAGCAUGACGUAUUUUAGAGGAAGUAUUUUACACACUAGAUCACUGUUGUUGUACUUGUUGUUACUCACACGGAAGAUUAAGCGAAAACAAAAUUAUAACAUUUUAAAGUAUAUAUUGUUAAGGUUGAUAUUGUUGAUCCGGAGAUACGUUUUGCACAAUAAAAUUACGUUUUGUUACAUUCUGAUUUUAUCAUUUUUUAAACAUGUCAUAUUAUGACAAAAUUUGUUUUGUUAUCUUUUCGGUUAUGAACCCGUUUGGACAGUUUUUCAUCCUAAAUUGUUAAGUUCACUUUAGUUUUUAAGCGCCUAUGUGCACAUGAUAUCGUAAAUAAAUGUUAAGCAUAA
Messenger RNA from Aedes albopictus (Asian tiger mosquito), 2399 nucleotides. It is a transcript of the gene Pu, whose product is annotated as GTP cyclohydrolase 1. The coding region runs from base 664 to 1509 and encodes 281 amino acids. Gene Ontology annotation, cellular component: cytoplasm. The transcript has 6 exons. Lineage: Eukaryota; Metazoa; Arthropoda; Insecta; Diptera; Culicidae. Gene Ontology annotation, molecular function: GTP binding; zinc ion binding; GTP cyclohydrolase I activity. The record is from RefSeq and is a predicted model, not a curated record. Gene Ontology annotation, biological process: tetrahydrobiopterin biosynthetic process; tetrahydrofolate biosynthetic process.